Messenger RNA from Mercenaria mercenaria, 8337 nucleotides. Its product is annotated as probable phospholipid-transporting ATPase IIB. Gene Ontology annotation, cellular component: trans-Golgi network; plasma membrane; endosome. The record is from RefSeq and is a predicted model, not a curated record. The coding region runs from base 87 to 3311 and encodes 1074 amino acids. The transcript has 25 exons. Gene Ontology annotation, biological process: phospholipid translocation; endocytosis; retrograde vesicle-mediated transport, Golgi to endoplasmic reticulum. Gene Ontology annotation, molecular function: ATP hydrolysis activity; magnesium ion binding; ATP binding. NCBI's taxonomy places the organism in Eukaryota, Metazoa, Mollusca, Bivalvia, Venerida, Veneridae.
AAACUGCAUAAUGGUACGCGAAAAUGACUUCAUUUUGUUAGCGCGUUAAGCGACAGUGUCGAUGGCGGAAGAAAGUUGCAAAAUCAAUGCCAGCAAAUAUAUUUUCUAGGCAUAGAGGCGGAUACCUUCGUGUUUCUCGAAGAUCUAGGUCAAGUGAUGAUGAAUCUCUAGAUAAUAUUCCAUUGAUGUCCAGUGAACGUUUUGAGAUGGAGGAAAACGAAUCUCUCGUACGACGCCGUAGACAGAGACCACUUGGUCAGUCCAGAUUGUCAUUCUGGUGCUCAAACAUCUGGGAAAGCUGCUGUACAUGUUGUAUCAGAUGCUGCUGCAAGAAAAAAGAGUUUAAACCACGAUCAGUGCCAUUGGGUCUUGAACACCUCACAGAUGAAAAGUACCCCAAAAAUGUGGUUCGCAACCAGAAAUACAGUAUCAUCACAUUUAUACCUAAAGUAUUGUUUGAACAGUUCAAAUUUUUCCUCAAUUUAUAUUUCCUUGUCAUGGCCUCUUCACAGUUCAUCCCAGAGAUAAGGAUUGGAUAUCUGUAUACAUACUGGGGACCACUCGGUUUUGUGUUGUUUGUGACAAUGUGUCGUGAAGCCCUAGAUGACUUCAGAAGGUAUAGGCGUGAUAAGGAAGCAAAUUCUCAGAAGUUCAAGAUCUUCACAAACAGUGGUAUUGUACAUGUACCAAGUUCAAGUUUAAAAGUUGGAGAUCUCGUCUUUGUUGAAAAGGACCAAAGAGUGCCAGCAGAUAUGAUAUUUCUGCGGACCACUGAGAAAACUGGAUCAUGUUUUAUCAGGACAGACCAGCUUGAUGGUGAGACAGAUUGGAAACUGAGAUUAGCUGUACAAGAUACACAACAUCUCACAUCCAAUGUAGAAUUGUUAGACAUAAGAGCUCACGUUUAUGCAGAAGCUCCACAGAAACAGAUACACAGCUUUGUUGGUACUUACAAGAGGACAGACGGAACAGGUGGAGAUGAGUCAUUGAGUAUAGAAAACACAUUGUGGGCCAACACCGUGGUUGCCUCGGGCACUGCGCUCGGGGUAGUUAUAUACACAGGGUGUGAGAGCAGAAGUGUUAUGAAUACAUCACAACCGAAAAGUAAGGUUGGAUUAUUAGAUCUGGAAGUGAACACAUUAACCAAGGUGUUGUUCUUUGCUGUUGUUGUUCUUUCAAUUGUUAUGAUGAUACUCAAGGGCUGGGGAGGACCAUGGUACAGAUACUUGUUUAGGUUUAUUCUGCUGUUUUCAUACAUCAUUCCUAUCAGUUUACGUGUGAAUCUUGACAUGGGAAAGGCCUGGUAUUCCUAUAUGAUAACGAGGGACAAGAAUAUUGCUGGGACUGUAGUAAGAAGUACGACCAUACCCGAGGAACUGGGCAGGAUUAGCUACCUUCUUACAGAUAAAACUGGUACACUCACACAAAAUGAAAUGGUGUUCAAGAAAUUACAUCUUGGUACAGUAGCAUUUACCCCGGAGACUGUAGAUGAGGUGACUGCUCAUUUAAAAACAGCAUUUUCCCAGGCAGCCACUGCCUCUGUUCCUUCCAGAGUUGGCACCCCAGUUAGACGUACCGUGGUAACGAGGGUCCUGGAGGCAGUACAAGCCCUCGCGCUGUGCCACAAUGUGACACCAGUGUACGAUGAUGACAAGUCUGAGGAGACAUCAUUACAGGUGGAGGCAGACCAGCAAAGUCAGCAGACUGUCGUGUACCAGGCUUCUAGCCCAGAUGAGGUAGCAUUGGUGACAUGGACAGAGAGUGUAGGUCUGACACUAGUCAAGAGAGACUUGAACUCUAUGCAACUUAGGGCUCCAAAUGGUGCCAUUCUGGCCUAUACCAUCUUACAUAUAUUUCCUUUUACCUCAGAAUCGAAAAGAAUGGGAAUUAUUUUGAAGGAUGACCAGACAGGAGAGAUUAUAUUCUAUCUGAAGGGUGCUGAUGUUGUCAUGCAGUCUAUUGUCCAGUAUAAUGACUGGCUGGAGGAAGAGUGUGGGAAUCUAGCUCGGGAAGGACUGAGAACAUUAGUUGUUGCCAAAAAGGUUUUAACUGAAGAACAGUAUCAGGAAUUCCAGAAUCGUCACCAUCAAGCCAAAAUGAGUGUACAGGACAGGAAUGUGAAGGUUCAAGCUGUCAUUGAGAGUCUUGAGAGAGAUAUGGAGUUAUUAUGUAUGACAGGUGUCGAAGACAGGUUACAGGAAAAUGUUCGACCAACACUUGAAAUGUUACGAAAUGCUGGAAUAAAGAUCUGGAUGUUAACUGGUGAUAAACUGGAGACAGCAACCUGCAUAGCCAAAAGUUCUAAACUUGUGUCCAGGAAUCAGGACAUUUAUACGUUCAAGAAAGUCACUGGCCGGACAGAGGCCCAUCUAGAGUUAAACAACCUGCGAAGAAAGCAGGACAAUGCCCUAGUAAUCACAGGUGAUAGCUUACAGGUAUGUUUAGAGUUCUAUGAACACGAGUUUGUUGAGCUGGCUUGCCAAUGUCCCUGUGUAGUCGUCUGUAGGUGCUCUCCAACACAGAAGGCUGAUAUUGUCAAGCUACUGAAGGUUCACUCCGGGAGACGAACAUGUGCAAUAGGUACGGAAGGUAAACAGGCUUCUAUGGCAGCAGAUUUUUCCAUCAACCAGUUUAGUUAUAUUGGUAGACUGCUUAUGGUACAUGGCAGAGACAGCUAUAAGAGGUCUGCAGCCCUCGGGCAAUUUGUGAUACAUCGAGGUCUCAUAAUCUCAACGAUGCAGGCAGUGUUCUGUUCUGUGUUCUAUUUUGCAUCCAUUGCAUUAUUUCCGGGCUUCCUUAUGGUAGGAUAUUCUACCGUUUAUACAAUGUAUCCAGUGUUCUCACUUGUUCUGGAUAAAGACGUCACGCCAGAGACUGCUCUCAUGUAUCCAGAACUUUAUAAAGAAUUGACGAAGGGGAGAUCACUAUCAUUCAAGUCUUUCUUCAUGUGGGUGCUUAUAAGUAUAUACCAAGGUGGGAUUAUAAUGUAUGGUGCAUUUUUGUUGUUUGAGGAUGAAUUUAUCCAUGUUGUUGCUAUCACAUUCACUUCACUGAUUCUAACGGAACUACUGAUGGUGGCGUUAACUAUACGAACGUGGCACUGGGCGAUGAUUCUCGCUGAGGUGUUCAGUCUGGCCAUAUAUAUUGCAUCACUAGUCGUUCUUAGAAAUUAUUUUGAUCCAAUGUUUCUCAAAACAUGGAACUUCUUCUGGAAGGUGAUCGUCAUCACAUCUGUCAGCUGUAUUCCGUUAUACAUUGCCAAAUUUUUGCGGAAAAAAUUUAAUCCGCCCGUUUAUGCCAAAUUGACAUGAUAACAUUUCAAGUUCUACAUUCAUAUGAUGUUCAUUGUACAUUCCGACAUGAAUUUUUCAUGUAUUCUCAUGUGAUAUAUGGAUAUUGAUCACUGUCAACAUUGUGCUUUUUGUGCCGUGUUGAAAUGGGGAUUUGGGUCACACAUAUACCAGUACAUUUUCCCUUGUCCAUACAUACAUCACAAAAAUACUGUGUUGGUUUAAAAAAAAAAAGGAAUUUCUGAAGGGACUCUUAAGUGUUGGAGUUAAGGCCCUUUGUUGUAUUUUAUUAUGGCUUAGUGCAAAAUCUUUGAAAUAAAGGAGAUGCAGCCGUCUUGCAGGCCUAGAUAUAUAAAUAUAGUGCGACAGUUAGGUGGGAGAGGGCACCAGUUUCCUGUACAAUAAUACAUCUAUUUAUUUCAUUGUUAUCAUUAUCACACAUUUUAUCAGAGUUGGUGUGUACAAAGUUUUAUUCUUUAGCUGCCAAAAGAUUUUUUUUAUGUUUUUUAGGUUCUGUAUGUGUACUCCUGUUUGUAGACGAGUUUAUGAAGCAGUAUUAGUGGACAAGAUUUGUUCACAAACUAGAAAAGUACAUUUUACAGUUGUAAAAGAUGCUGAUUCUGUUAUAUCAGAGAAAAGAUUCUUCAGAGAUCUACUUUAAGGCUUUUUGUUUAUGAAAUGAGUUUUUGACAACUUAUUUCUGCUGUCUUAACUAUGCUACUGGUAUUCUAGGAAAGUACUCCUUUCAUAAUUAUUUAGAAAUCCAUUUUUAGCUCGACUAUUGAACCAUAGUCAGCUAUUGUACUCACCCUGGUGUCAGUGUCACACCUUGUUUAAAGUUUUGCAUGCAAGUACGUAAAGCUAUGAUUUAAAGGCAUAUAGCUUUGAAACUUAAUUUUUCUUUAUUUAGGUCAGGAUCAGGUCUCAUAACACUAACAUGCAUUUUUGCUCUUUAGACUUAGAAAAUCCAGGUUAAAGUUUUGCAUGUAAGUUACUAUCUCCAAAACUGAUGCAGAUAUUGAAUUGAAAAUUCAUAUGCGUCUUCAGGGUUAUAAAACUAGGUAAUAGCAUCAAGUCCCAUAACUCUGACAUGCAUUUUGGCCAAAUAAUGCCCCCUUUUGGACUUAGAAAAUCCUAGUUAGUUUUGCAUGCAAGUUACAGUCUCUAAAACUAAUGCAGAUACUGGAUUGAAACUCUAUAAAUAUGUUAACAUUUCGGGUAAAAUUCCUGUUUCUGUAACAACCAUUUGAAUAGUCGAGCAUUGUCUUACGGACAGCUCUUGUUUGAAUUUAAGAAUUUUGUACUUUGCCCACAAGUUUUACCACAUGCCUGAAAAAAACGAAUCUGGCAGAAUAUUUUGCCACAAGGCUUGUACUGCUUUUCAUAAUAAAUGAUCACAAAACAUCAUUUCAUAUGUGAACUGUAAAAGAGUAAUCCAGCAUCUGUUCCUUAAUUAUAUGUGAGGAGGCACCUGUAGUAUUUAGCCAUAAAAGCUGGAAGGUUGCCAUAUAAUCGUAAUUGUUUCCAUGGAAUUUAAUAUAAAACAGAGAUACAGCAGACCUUUUAAGUGUUAUUUUGACAACCAAAUGUUGAGUUUCUCCCAUGAUUCAGUUAUUGAGAUUCUCAUAUUAUUCAGUUUUAACAGUAGGCAGAUUACUAUUCAUGAAUUCGUGAGUAGCAUUAUUCACGAAUAUUUGCAAAAAUAAAACCACUGCAUAUAUUUUCUGAUUUACAAUAACUGCAUUUAUAAAUACGCUCUUAAUACAUGUACUUGUAACUGAAGUCUGGUUGUGAAGUUGUUUAUUAUGUAGAUCAGAGUUUUGGUUUGACGGUUAGAAGUAUUUUCAGAAGAAUACUUAUGCUGAAGUUACAUAAGGGCUGGUUGUGGUGGGGUUUUUUAGAGGAGGUAUUUAUGAAGUUACAGAAGGCGAGCAUUGAUUUCAUGCUUUUUUGGAAGCCAUAUUUUAGGAAAUGGUAACAUUAAAUACAAUAGAAUGAAAAAAUUUUUUUAGUAAAUAGGGGUACAUUUCUAAUAGUUCUAUUUAUAGAUGAUCCUUUAUAAUGUCAGACAUGGGGAAAAUAUUACUGACCGUUAAGUUACAUUGAAAUGCUUUUGCUUAGUUUUUCUCCCCUCCCGUAAAACCUGAGGUUUUUAUUUUUCAUAGUACGACACAUAAUUUAUUCUUUUUUAUUUGUUACAUAUUUAUCGUUAUCUUAAGUGUAUUUUUUUGAUGUCUUGUUAUGUUUUUAGUAGUUCAGAUUAAUUCAUUUGGCAAACAGUUUUUAGUAUUCCUACAGGAUCAAGUCCUAUUAAUCUUAUUAAAGUGUAUAUGAGCUGCGCCAUGAGAAAACUAACAUUGUGGGUUUGCGACCAGCAUGGAUCCAGACCAGCCUGCGCAUCCGCGCAGUCUGGUCAGGAUCCAUGCUGUUCGCUAACAGUUUCUCUUAUUCCAAUAGGCUUUAAAAGCGAACAGCAUGGAUCCUGACCAGACUGCGCGGAUGCGCAGGCUGGUCUGGAUCCAUGCUGGUCACAAACCCACUAUGUUGGUUUUCUCAUGGCGCGGCUCAUAUGAAAACACAUUCAAAAUACUGAAAUACAGUCAGCAUUCGCACAGUCAUUAUACCCCUGCCAAACAAAGUUUGGUGAGGGCUGUAUUGCAAUGACUUUGUCCUGUUGCAUUUUUCUUCCUUGAGUAAGUUUGGCACUGAUACAGAUACUGUUUAAAACUUAAAAGAGGCUUUAGAUAUGAGAAGUUUACAUACCAGGUUUCAUAAUUGAAGUUACUUUUAAGUCCACUGAAAGGAAUAUAUUGAUAAAACUUGAAACGGUUGUAGAUGGCAAUGAGAGGAAGUAUAGAGUAUAAAACCAUAACUCUGUUUUGAAUAUUAUUGAAAUUGUCUCCCCUGAUUUUCUUUUUUACCACAUUUUUAACAUCUUUGACAGAAAUUUUCAUGGCUUCAGUGAAUGUAAAGUUUUAUGUAAGUUAAUACAGUGAUAGACAACAUUGAGGGAAAGUAAAUGCACAAGAGUCAUAAUUCUGUCUUGACUAUUUUCAUAACUAUAUUCAUAUUUUUAGCUCACCUGUCACGUAGUGACAAGGUGAGCUUUAGUGAUCGCCUGUCAUCCGUAUGUCCACAAUUUCUUGUGAACACGAUAGAGACCACAUUUUGGAAUGGAUUUUAAUCAAACUUGCACACAACUUGUAUUGGCAUAAUAUCUUGGUUCCUUUCGAAAACUGGCCAUAUCCCAUCAUGGGUUCCAGAGUUAUGGCCCCUUAAAGGGCCACAAUUUGCUAUUUUGGCUUGUGAACAUGAUAGAGACCACAUUUUGCAAUCAACUUAAAUCAAACUUGCACACAACUUGUAUUGGCGUAAUAUCAAUGUUCCUUUCGAAAACUGGCCAGAUCCCAUCAUGGGUUCCAGAGUUAUGGCCCUUUAAAGGGCCAAAAAUAUGCUAUUUUGGCUUUUGCAGCCAUAUAAAGACUUCAUUUAUAGUUUGAUUUAAUACAAACUUGCAAAAUAUCUUUAACAACAAUAGGUCUUGGAUUCCAUGAUGAUUCCAUCAGAUCCAAUUAUAGAGAGUUACAGCCCCUAGCUGACCCCUGAAAGAGCCAAAAUUUGUUAAUUUUUACCUUGUGAACACGAUAGAAGUGACAUUUCACAUUUGAUUUUAAACUCACUUUCACUUAACUUAAGUCUUAAUAAGAUCUGGGUUCCUUUCGAAAACCAGCUAGAUUCCAUCAUGGGUUCUAGAGUUACUGCCCCUGAAAGGGGCGAAUUUUUCAAUUUUGGCCCUUUAAGCCAUAUGGAGGUUUCAUUUAUGCUUUGAUUUGAUAAAACUUGCACAGAAUGUUUACCUUGAUGAUCUCUGGGCCAAGUAAGAAACUGCGUCAUGUGAGGUCAAAAACUAGGUCACCAGGUCAAAUCAAAGGGAAAGCUUGUUGACACCAUAGAGGCCACAUUUAUGAGCCUAUCUUCAUGAAACUUGGUCAGAAUGUUUAUCUUGAAUAUUCCUAGGCCAAGUUCAAAACUGGGUCAUGUGGGGUCAAAAACUAGGCCACUACUCAAAUCAAAGGAAAGCUUGUUAACACUCUUGAGGCCAUAUUUAUGACCCUAUCUUCAUGAAACUUGGUCAGAAUAUUUAUCUUGAUGAUUCCUAGGCCAAGUUAGAAACUGUUUCAUGUGGGGUCAAAAACUAGGUCUCCGCUCAAAUCAAAGGAAAAGCCUGUUAAAACUGUAGAGGCCACAUUUAUGACCCUGUCUUCAUGAAAAUUGAUCAGAAUGUUUAUCUUGAUGAUUCCAAGGCCAAGUUUAACAGGUGAGCGAUAUAGGGUCAUCAUGACCCUCUUGUCUAUUUUGUUAAACAUUUUAAACUUGUGGAGCCAAAGAAUUUAGUCAUCACCUGUACUGUGUUGAUGCAGAAAAAAAACUUUUAGACAGUAACUUCCAAUUCUCUGAAACUUUAUACAUUGCUAGAUUAAAAAGAAAGAUAGUAAAAAGCCUAAACUUGCAUGAUUGUAACAUUUUCUCCUCUUUUUUUUACUAUUUUUUCACCUUUUUGAAAAUACAGGAUUAUAACAUUGGCUUAAUUGAAGAAAACUGAACGAAAACUGAUUAUAUCAUAGUGAUAAAGAUUUCAGCGCUUUUGAACGUUUAUUUUAUAGAUGAAAUGAGCACUAUAAAAAUCUGGUAAAUAAUAAUAAUAAUAAAUGGUAAAAAAGGGAUUUGAAAGCCUUAAGAACCAUAACUCCCUUGAAAAGAUUUAUUCAUGUAAUGUGUACUAUAAAUUGAUACGCAAAAUCAUGAAAUUUCUUAUUAGCAGUUUUCAAAUGUUGUGGGGACAUGAAUCACCUGAGUGUACUGAUUGCUCUAGUUUAUUUUGUUUUUUUCUGUACUGUUUUUCUAUUUCAUAAUAAAAUGAUUUGUUUUUAACAUCCAGCCUUUUGUUGAAUGUCAUAUUUAAAUAUUGACUUAUAUUUGUUUUGUUUGUUUUUCCUGUUGAAAAUUAUGAAAUUAUGAUGCCACAUUAAACAAAACAUAAAAUGUA